Ustilago hordei is the source of this 5256-nucleotide messenger RNA. RefSeq lists its product as uncharacterized. NCBI's taxonomy places the organism in Eukaryota, Fungi, Basidiomycota, Ustilaginomycetes, Ustilaginales, Ustilaginaceae. The coding region runs from base 1 to 5256 and encodes 1751 amino acids. Gene Ontology annotation, biological process: DNA integration. The transcript is spliced from 2 exons. Gene Ontology annotation, molecular function: nucleic acid binding; zinc ion binding. The record is from RefSeq and is a predicted model, not a curated record.
AUGACAGACCAAGGCCUCAACGAUAAGCUCGACCGGCUCCUAGUACUAUUGGAAGCCCAACUCGAGCUCACCAGGCAAGGCCAACGAGAAGAGCGUCUUCGUCGCGCUCAUCUAGGCGGAGAAGAGACGAUUGAGUUCUCACCAUCGGGAGAGCAGGUAGGAGGUGACGAAUCCAUGAUAGGAGAUCCCCAAACUCCUACACCGACUCCACGACCAGGACGAUCGGUCUCGUUCGCUGGGGCAGAAGGGCAGGACGACAUCAAUUAUGAAAAGUAUGCCUCACCCACCGGGCCAAAGUAUCUCAAACCCAGGGUAGAUCCGUAUAGCAGGACUGGGACGGAACCUUAUGUCCCAGGCUCGGAGGAGGACCCUAGCGUAUUGGCGGACCUCUGUCGAUCAAAGCCAAUCGCCACACCCUUCCCGAAGUUCAACCCACGAGACGUGGAGAUAUUCAUUCUCGAAGCCGAAGCCUGGUUUAAGUUUAACCAGGUGUAUGAGCAAACAAGAAUGAUCAACCACAUGGGCUCUCAGUUGGAAGGGAAUGCACGGGAGUGGUGGACCUCCAAGCUCCGAAUUGACAGGGCACGGGAAGGAAGGUUAUUCAAUGACUGGCACUACUUUACAGAGCGGCUGUCAGAGCAAUUCAAUCCCCGGAACGCUAGGAUGGAAGCCUACAACAAGCUGUUGGCCCUCAAACUCACUAGCGAUGCACCCGGUGCCGCCACCCGCCAUGUGGAAUGUUUCAGAGACCUGGAGGGACAAGUCAACCUGGAUGAUAACGAACUCAUCAUCGACUUGUUCAGAGGCAGUCUCACACGUAGUCUGCAAGAAAAGUUUGAGCGUAACCCACCUGUAAAGAGGUGGGGAUGGUACCGAGAGGUCGAAGAUAUCGACCGACAGAGAAUGCUGCUACAGCAGUCCUCUACUAGGCACCCAAGCGUUGCGCCUCCACGACUGAGCCCAGGAAUCCGACCAACACCAAACGCUCAGAGUUCAUUCCCCGUUCGGCAACCGGCGCAAAGAAACUCCGCUCAUACGCCGGCACUAAUAACGGCAGGAAACCCGAGCAGACCAACCAAUCGGCUGCUACCCCAGCAGUAUGUACCGGGCCAGAGACAAGGAGGCCCCACCAUACCAGGCAAUAGCACUUGCCAUAUCUGCAAAGGCGUCGGACAUUGGGCCAGAGACUGUCCAAGCAAGAAAGCGGACCCUCUGGGGCCACGACCUUCGGGUCCAAGAGUCAUGGUAACCACGGAGGAUCCCUUUGAAGAAGGGGCCACCGACUCAGGGGAUGGGCAUACAGGCAGCGCCGAAACGAGCGACCCCGAUGACCUAGACUUCAGUCAUUACCAAGUACCCAUUGAUGUUAGUCAUGAGGAGCCCCAAGAUGACGAUGACGAGGGAAACGACAGAAAAGCAGUAUUAGAGCUCACAGGAACGGUCCAAGACCAUCCUGCUCGUAUACUCGCCGACACCGGCGCUGGCUUGUCCAUAGUUUCGGAUUCCUUUAUCAGUAAGUACCUAAUACCCACAAAACCCUCAAAAACAAAAUCGAUUCAUGGUGUCACUGGACACCAGCUCGUUAUCAAUAGCGCCGCAACCGUACAGGUGGUUAUUGGCGAGCACAGCCUAGGUGUAGUAGAAGUAUCGGUAGCCGAUACCGCCGACUACGACCUUAUAUUGGGAUUCACCGAGCUCAGAAGGCUCAAGCCCACCAUACGAUGGGACACAGGCCAGCUAGAGUUCAAGUCCCAGGACCGAACACAACCCCCUGAAGCCGCCGCAACUAGGGGUUUACAAUCAAAACCGUCGAAAUCGGUCAUAGUAGCGGAACUGUCGCGGAAUUCGACGAAAGCCGCCGCAACAGGCGAGCAAAAACAGGAGCUCGCCAUAAGAGAUAGCUUAUCACCGAUUUCAACGAGGUCUGUGGAAACAGGCUCCUACGAGGAAAAAAUGGCACGGCCAACCCUGCAUGGAAACGAGUUCGUCUCAGCGAAGCGCUUACUUCAGGCAGCUUUAGAGGACGGACCCAUAGGGUUCAUGCUAUUGGAAGUACCGCCCCCAUCACUCCCGGCCUUCGGUUUCGUUCCUACCGGCGCCGAUAAAGGAGUAGAGAUGGAGGUUGAGAUCGAGAAGAAGGUGACGGCAGCGGAUAUACCAAAGCCGUACCAACACUUUCGCGAUGUGUUCGACGAGGUGGAAGCGGACAGACUUCCCCAGCACACCGAACAUGAUCUUCACCUUGAACUAAUGGAAGGAAGUCGACCGCCGCAAGGCCCGUUGUAUCUCAAAGGGCCUAAAGAAAUGUCUGAAUUGAGGAAGUAUCUGGAUGAGAACCUCAUGAAGGGGUUCAUACGACCGUCGAAGAGCCCAGCCAGGUCACCUGUGCUCUUCGUACCUAAGAAGGACGGAGGUCUCAGGCUUUGUGUGGACUAUCGGGGUCUCAAUGAGAUUACGGUCAAGAACAGGGCCCCGUUGCCUCUCAUCGAGGAACAACUGUUCCUGCUCCGAAAGGCGAAGAUCUAUUCCAAGCUAGAUCUCCGGGCGGCCUACAACCUCAUUCGCAUUGCGAAAGGAGAUGAAUGGAAAACCGCGUUUGGUACACAACUGGGACUAUACGAGUACCUAGUGAUGCCAUUCGGGCUAGCAAACGCACCAGCCCAUUUCCAAUCGUUCAUCAAUGUCAUCUUCCGAGACAUCAUCGGAGUAUACGUUGUUGUAUACCUGGAUGACUUCCUCAUCUUCAGUGACACGGAAGAAGCACACGUACGACAUGUCACUGAAGUUCUCACCCGUCUGAGAAACAAUAGGCUGUUUGCUAAACUGUCGAAGUGUGAGUUCCACACCACGACAGUAGAGUUUCUAGGGUACAUUAUCAAACCCACAGGGGUGGAGAUGGAUCCUGAGAAAGUACGGACAGUCAAGGAGUGGCCAAUGCCGGAAUCAAUCCAUGAUAUCCAAAGAUUCCUUGGCUUUGCCAACUUUUACAGGCGAUUCAUUGCUCACUUUGCUCGAAUCGCCAAGCCGCUAACAUCACUGGUGAAACCGACUGAACGCUUCAAGAAGUUUGAGUUGCCGGAAGAAGCUCGACAAGCUUUCCACAAACUCAUCCAAGCGUUCACGACGGCCGGAGUACUUCGUCACUUCAAUUACCACCUUCCUACAAGGCUGGAAACAGAUGCAAGUGACUUUGCCAUCGCUGGAGUGCUCAAACAGGAGCAUGAGGGACGUUGGCACCCGGUAGCGUUUUAUUCAAGGAAGAUGUCGUCGGCUGAGAAAAACUACGAGAUCCACGACAAGGAGCUCCUAGCAGUAGUCGCCUGCCUCACUCAGUGGCGACACAUGCUAGCAGGACUUCCAAGUCAGUUAGUCAUCCUCACGGAUCACGAAGCGCUCAAGUACUUUAAGUCGCAACGACGUAUCACUGGCCGACAAGCCAGAUGGGCGGUAUUGUUAGCCGAUUUCGACUUCGUGCUACAAUAUAGGCCAGGGGACAAGGGUGGCGAACCUGAUGCUCUCACCAGACGAGCUGAUAUGCAGCCGGUCGGCGAAGAGCGGGAGCACAACGUUCGGCAACUACUGCCCCCCCGAGUGUUUGAACAAGUCAAAAACGAAAUCGCGACAGGGAGCGAGUUACGGCAGAUUUCAGCCGAAAACGUAAUAGCAAGCAUGAUAUUGCCGAGUUCAGCAGAAUCGGUUCUAACUGCAUGCUCAGGCGACGAUUCCGUAUCAGUGGCCCCUGUCCUCACGAUGGAAUCUAUAGCCACGAAAGGAAUCAAAGAUCUGGCCAGAAUCUUCCAGCCUCUGGAUUCAGAGCUGCAGGAGAUUCAUCUAAGAAAGCCGUUCGAGAUCAGAGACGCCCUAUGGUAUAGUGGCGGGCGGUUGGUCAUCCCCAAGGUAACGAUGCCAGGGAGAACCAAUCACCGCCAGUCUCGAAGUGCCAAAGAAGUUGAUGGACAGUCGUUGUCGGUGGAACACUUGCGAUUCAUGGUCAUGUCUCAAUGUCACGAUGGCAUCACAGCUGGACAUGUGGGGCGGGAUGCCACCAUUAAGUCGGCCCAACGACACUAUUGGUGGCCAAACAUGUCAGCUUGGAUUGCUGAUUAUGUGGCAAGUUGCCAAGUGUGUGCCAGAUACAAGGCCCCUCGCCAUCGCCCAUAUGGCUUGCUGCAGCCACUUGCUACCCCGGACAGGCCAUGGGGCUCUAUAUCCUUGGACUUCAUUGAAGGAUUACCACCCUCAAAGGGAUACGAUUCAAUCCUGGUCAUUGUCGACAGAUUGACCAAGUUUGCUAUCCUGGCCCCUACAUACAAAACAGUCACAGCGAAACAGACUGCUGUGCUGCUAUGGGGAAAUCUGGUUAGACACUUUGGUUACCCAGAUCACAUGGUUUCGGACCGAGGCAGGCAGUUCAUCUCAGGAGCAUGGAAAGCAUUUGCCGAUCAAAUGGGCAUGAAACAUUCACUCAGCACUGCUUAUCACCCUCAAACGGAUGGACAAACGGAAAGGGUCAAUCAGGUAGUCGAGCAGUACCUUCGUAUGUACUGCAACUAUGAACAGAAUGACUGGGCCGGCUUGCUCAACACUGCAGCGUUUGUGUACAACAAUACCGUACACAAUAGCAUCGGUGUCUUGCCGUUCUUUGCAUGUUAUGGAUGGAACCCGAAAGCCCAUCCUGACAUCCCUCAACAUCUAGGAGUGAACAACCCCGAUCGUUCUGAGUACUUGCUAGAUGGUAAAGAGCGCUGCAAGUACCUUCAAGAACAGAUAAGGGAGGCACAGCGUCGUACGGUUGACCAUUAUAACCGGAGACACAAGGACAUAGAAUUCAAGGUUGGCGACAUGGUUUAUAUCAACCGCAAGAACUGGAAAACGAGAUGGCCCACACCAAAGCUGGACACCCGGUUCGCAGGACCUUAUCCAGUACAAGAACGGGUGGGCCGACGAGCCUAUAGAAUCACAUUGCCAGCAAACCUCAGAGUUCAUGAUGUGUUCCAUGUGUCCUUGCUCGAACCAGCAAGGAAUAGUUCCAUUCCUCAGCGAUCGACACAACCAAUCGUACCAUCACUACCAGACGAGGAUCUGGACUUCGAAGUUGAAGCCAUUGUCGGCAAGCGUUCACACAACGGGGCGACACAAUACAAGGUGCUUUGGAGGGGGUACCCAGAGGAGGCUGCCUCUUGGGAACCAUUGUUGCAUCUCAACUGCCCUGACCUCAUCCGGGAGUAUGAGGUUUCGGCGAGGGGACGAGACUAA